UAUGCUUCAAUGCGUCUAAAUGCUUGGAGUGUGAAGAUGGUUACUAUGGUGAGAUUUGUCAAAAACGUUGUCAAGAUAACUGUAAACUAUGCUACAAUAAUUUAAGCUGUGAAGUGUGUACUAUUGGUUGGAGUAAAAUGUGCGAUGGUUACGAAGAUUGUCCUGAAGUUAUCAGUCCCCUUGUUUGUGCUUUCUGUGAUCAUGGAUAUUAUGGAUAUCGUUGUGAGGAAAAAUGUGAACAUUGUAUUAAUGCAACAUGUGAUGGCGAAGGAAAAUGUGAGAAAGCCUGUAAACCAAAUAUCACCACUGGACAGUGUGUAGUAUCGCAGGAAUCUGGUGGCACCAAUCUUUCGUUUCUAUUCGCUACAUUAUUACUCCUUGUUCCUGGUAGUUUAGUAAUCGUCAUAGCAUACAUGAAAUUCAAAUGGAAGCACAGAAGAAGAUUAAGUGAACAUCAAUUGACGCUUCUCAUGAGAAAUGAACAAUCAUUUACAGAUUAUGGCGUUGGGAACAAUGAAAUUUCCUUGUAUAACAUUCGUGGAUCUCAGGCACUUUUGACAGAACUUGAUCCAGAGGAGGAGAUUGAAGAUAUUACUGUUCCAGAGAUCCAGAAUCACAUUUACCUUAAUGUGAAAAUUUCACGGAUUUUUGUAAACAGUCUUUGGGAAUUUACGAUAAAGAAUAAAGCCAACGAUUACCUGAAAGAAGAAUUCCAGGACCUUCCUGAAGGGCUCUUGCUGGAGUGUAGAGUAGCACAGAAAGCAGGAAACAAAAAGCUAAACAGAUACAAACAUAUUUAUCCUUAUGAUACAACGAGAGUCGUUCUUAAUACCGAAAACGGAAGCAAAGAUUAUAUCAAUGCCUCUUAUGUGAACGGACUGGAAAAACCUCGAGAAUAUAUAGCAGCCCAAGGUCCGUUUACUGGCGAUACGAUAAAUGAUUUUUGGCGAAUGAUUUGGCAAUCAAACGCUAACACUAUCGUUAUCCUUACAAACUUGGAAGAAAACGAAAUUAUGAAGUGCAAGAAGUACUGGCCGAAAUCAGAAAUAAGUUAUGAAGAUUUACACGUAAAGACGGACACAGAGGAGUCGUCAACGCUGUUUACAGUUCGUCGUUUCAAAGUACUAAAGGAAGGUGAAGAAAGAACAAUAGAGCAAUUUCACUUUACUGCCUGGCCAGAUAAAGGUGUCCCGAGAGAUGUCAAUUCAAUCUUGGAAUUCAGAAACAGAGUAGUUCGUAAGACAGAUAUAUCGGGACCCCUUAUAGUACACUGCAGUGCCGGUAUUGGUCGAACGGGCACUUUUAUAGCUAUAGACUACCUGAUAAAACAGGGACAGCGGGAUGGCAGUGUUGAUGUGGUCAGUUGUGUGUCCAGAAUAAGACAUCAGAGAGCUCACGCCAUACAAACAGUGGAGCAGUAUAUUUAUUUAUAUGACGUCAUCACAAAAGAACUUACUGGACAUCAGAGUGCACUAUUUAAAGAUGAAUUUAGAAACUACUUUAGUCAAAUUAAGUCGAUCAAUCCAUCAACUGGAAAACAAAAUAUUGAGGAAGAAUUCCAGUUGAUCGAAAAACUGUUACCUAACUUUGAUGAAAAGCGGUACCAAGCGGCGAGAGCAUUGAACAACCUAUCCAAAAAUAGACAUAACAAUAUAUUACCAGACGAAAAAUACAGGGUAUAUUUAAGUAGAGGAGAGAGUGACUACAUCAAUGCUGUCCAACUGCCGGAUGCCCAGCGUCCUUUCGGUUAUAUCUUAACACAAACACCUUUGCCAAAUACGAUGGGUGAUUUCCUCUCCUUAGUGGCGGAUCAUGAAGUCUUUGGUAUUGUCAUGUUUGAACAAGAUAUAGAAGAGAAUGUAGGAAUCUACUUACCUUCAAAAGAGGGCCCUAUUCUUUGUGAGUCAUUUGAAUUAUUUCUACAAGAUAAAUCCGAAUUAGGAGACAUUGAUGUUCUUAACCUGAAAUUUUACGACAGACAGACAGGAGAUGUACGUUCCAUUAUUGUGUUUCGUUGUCGUUUCUGGAAACAAAAUCGUCUCGUUCCCGAUAGUCAUCAACCAAUGAUAGACUUGACAGAAGCGGUGUUAAAUCACAGAAAAGAAUAUAGCGGACAUCCAGUUGUCGUUCAGUGCAUGAAUGGCGCCAAACAGAGUGGGAUGUUUUGUGUUUUGGCUAAUCUUGUAGAACAAAUACAGCUAUUUGGCACAGUGGACAUCUUACAGACAGUGUUAAACAUGCGUCACCGGCGAUCUCAAAUAGUUCCGUGUUUGGAACAACUGGAAUAUAUCUACGAUUUUGUAGAAAACUACUUAAAAUAUAUCGGACAAAAUUGACUGGAAUAUUACCCGUUUUGAUAUUUAAGGAACCUUACCACAGUUUAGAUCGUAUGUCCUUUUUUUCAGCUGUUUUUGUCUGUAUUUGUGUUAUUUUCUUUGUUUUAUUAUUAGUGAUUUAUAUAUUCUUCACAUAAUUUAAAUGACUAUUAGAGACAGCUUCUUUUCUAAUAAUUUUCCCACGUCUUCUUGGGAACCCUAAAGGAUGUUUGCGAAAUAGUUAUUAAAAGGGAACCAGUCAUUUUAUUAUAUGAAACAAAACAUAAAAUGUGACAGUUCUGUGUUUUUAAGGCUUUAGCUCAUUUCGUGAGCGAGAAAAAAAAUAUUAAAAUGAGUAUCCCUUUGACUCCCUUUAACACGGGAACGUUAAGAAUUUUUUUCUAUGAGUUAUUUUAAGCGUUUUGUCACAUAUCAUUGCAUUUAACUGUAGUGUAGAUUAAAGUUUUAAGACUAGAUACAUUUAGCUCAGCAUCAGGACUGUCAAAUUCUAUAAGAUCAGAUUUAGGACAUUAUUGUCUAUUUAUCAAUAUUUUUGAACCAAAGAAAAUGGUAAUUGUUAAUUCUUUUGUGACAAUUUUGUUAAAUUAUAUUAAAACCUUCUUCCUAGUAAAAGUAACAAUUUACCACGAUGUACAAGAAUAUUUGGAUGGCUUAGAGUCAACUCUAUUUCCCCAAACCCCUCCUCCAACCGCUUUCUUCGGCAAAAUCAAAAUUUGUUUGGAGAUUUUCAAGAAAUGGUAGCAGAGUUAAUAUUUGCUAAAAUAGCUUCAAACUUUCAAAAUGAAUAUACUUUGAAUUUUUACAUGUUUUUUUUUUAUUUUUACAUCACGGGGAGAUCACCCUGCAAUUGUUUUUGACCACUGUGUUAAAUAUGUUACCUGGUGAUCCCCGAUGUUUUAAUAUGUACUUUAACAUUAUUUAAUACUUACACAUUCUUAUGUAAUAUUAUUUCUCUUAAAUUGUAGGGAGAUCCCACUGUCUGUGUCGUAUAAUUUGCCCAAUAAGUCGGAUUGUGUUUGUCGGGGAUCUCUCUAUUAGUAAUGUAGUUUAUUUGUAGUAAGUUUGUUAGAUUCUUCAUUCAUUAAUGACAAAAUUCGUCAAAGCUGAUUUAGUUGUGUUUUAAGGGGUAAAAAUUAACAGAGCUACAGGUCUAAGAUGGGACUGGAAAAAUAAGUUGGGAUUGUAUAUGCAUUAUUGACAAAAAAAAAGAUAAAUGGAGGGCAUAAAUAGGGGCCUAUACUUUGUGCCAAUGUUGUGUAAAUCGCAGAUCACAGUCAAAAGUUUUUUUAUUGUUAUGCAGAAAUAUUACAUGUAUAUUUAUAUUUACUUUAAUUUCAUUUACUUUUUGUAUUUUGCUAUUGAUUUCUUGUUAUUCAUUUUAAAAUUCUUUCUUCCUUAAUUAUAUAAAAAAUAUU
Molecule: messenger RNA, 3751 nt
Organism: Saccostrea echinata
Lineage: Eukaryota; Metazoa; Mollusca; Bivalvia; Ostreida; Ostreidae
Product: receptor-type tyrosine-protein phosphatase alpha-like
Exons: 19
Coding region: 138-2336 (732 amino acids)
Biological process (GO): protein dephosphorylation
Molecular function (GO): protein tyrosine phosphatase activity
Source: RefSeq, a predicted model, not a curated record